UAUAAAUAAAAAAUAAAGGGAAAGAAAUCACGACAACUUUAUAUACGUUGAUUUCUUCCGAUCAGUAUCUCUGUCUCUCUCUCUCUCUCUUCCGUCUGUGACUCUGUGAGCUAAUCGUAUACACAAAAUCGGGUUCAGGAACGAGGGUUUUCAGGACAAACUAGCUCAGACCUCGAUCAUGAAUAUGGAAGAAGCUGCGUUAGGUAUGAUCGGAGCCACAGUAGGUGGAGGAGAUGGAGACGCAGUCUUGGUAGCGGAGCAAAAUAGACAGAUGAAAGGAGAGAUAGCGUCACAUACCAUGUGCGAGCAAUUAUUGGCUGCACAUGUGGCAUGUCUGAGAGUAGCGACUCCGAUCGAUCAGCUUCCGAUCAUUGAAGCUCAGCUUUCUCACUCUGAACAUCUUCUCCGAUCUUAUGCUUCCACACCCGUUGGAUUCUCGCAUCAUGAUCGUCACGAGCUCGACAAUUUCUUGGCACAAUAUGUGAUGAUAUUGUGUAGCUUCAAAGAACAGCUGCAACAACACGUGAGGGUUCAUGCCGUCGAAGCUGUGAUGGCUUGCCGUGAAAUUGAGAACAACCUCCACUCUCUCACAGGAGUGACAUUAGGAGAAGGGUCCGGUGCGACGAUGUCCGAAGACGAGGACGAUCUUCAAAUGGAUUUCUCAUCCGAUAAUUCCGGAGUUGAUUUUAACGGCGGACACGACAUGACAGGAUUUGGUCCAUUGCUUCCGACUGAAUCGGAAAGAUCUCUUAUGGAAAGAGUCAGACAAGAACUUAAAAUCGAACUCAAACAGGGUUUUAAAUCGAGAAUUGAAGAUGUAAGAGAAGAGAUAAUGAGGAAAAGAAGGGCUGGAAAAUUGCCUGGGGACACAACCACUUUAUUGAAAAAUUGGUGGCAGCAACAUUGCAAGUGGCCUUACCCUACUGAAGAUGACAAAGCAAAAUUGGUGGAGGAGACCGGAUUACAGUUGAAGCAAAUCAACAAUUGGUUUAUUAAUCAACGAAAGAGGAAUUGGCACAGCAACUCUCACUCCCUCACUUCCUUGAAGUCCAAGCGCAAACACUAAUCUCUAGUUACUUAGUAGUAUAAUUGCCACAAUAUUUUCAUACUAAUUACAUUGCUUUACCAUGCAUGCAUGAUAUAUGCAGCUCAUGUUAUUUGGUAAUAACGAGGUGUGUUCAUUAAUAUCAUGUACUUAUUUAGCUUA
Messenger RNA from Brassica napus (rape), 1207 nucleotides. Its product is annotated as homeobox protein HD1-like. The coding region runs from base 179 to 1066 and encodes 295 amino acids. The transcript is spliced from 5 exons. Gene Ontology annotation, cellular component: nucleus. NCBI's taxonomy places the organism in Eukaryota, Viridiplantae, Streptophyta, Magnoliopsida, Brassicales, Brassicaceae. Gene Ontology annotation, biological process: regulation of DNA-templated transcription. The record is from RefSeq and is a predicted model, not a curated record. Gene Ontology annotation, molecular function: DNA binding.